Molecule: messenger RNA, 3253 nt
Organism: Oncorhynchus tshawytscha (Chinook salmon)
Lineage: Eukaryota; Metazoa; Chordata; Actinopteri; Salmoniformes; Salmonidae
Product: gelsolin
Exons: 17
Coding region: 194-2356 (720 amino acids)
Biological process (GO): actin polymerization or depolymerization; actin filament severing; barbed-end actin filament capping
Cellular component (GO): cytoplasm; actin cytoskeleton
Molecular function (GO): phosphatidylinositol-4,5-bisphosphate binding; actin filament binding
Source: RefSeq, a predicted model, not a curated record
UCCAGCUAUAUAAUAGCCUCACUCACAUUCAAUCUUUUCAGAAUCUGAAAUACUACACUACAUCCACAUACUUUGCAGCUGAGUUCAUCUUGAAAAGUUUUCUACUAUCAGAAUCUUGAAUAGGCUACUACACAACAUCCACAUCUGCCUUUGCUGCUGAGUUCAUCUUCGAAAGUUUUCUACUAUCAGAACCAUGGUGUUCCAUAAGGAGUUCCAGAUUGCAGGAAAGGGGCCUGGUCUUCAGGUAUGGCGUGUGGAGAAGAUGGAUCUGAAGCCGGUUCCUAAACAGCUCUACGGGAACUUCUUCACUGGAGACUGCUACGUUUUGCUCUACACCACCGCCGCCCCCUCAUACUACAUCCACAUGUGGCUGGGAAAUGAAAGUUCUCAGGAUGAGAUGGGUGCGGCGGCCAUCUUUAGCUCCCAACUGGAUGAUUUCCUGGGUGGAGGCCCGGUACAAUUCAGAGAGGUCCAGAACAAUGAGUCUAUCACCUUCCUGGGAUACUUCAAGUCUGGCAUCAAGUACAAGCAAGGUGGGGUGGCCUCUGGCUUCCAGCACGUGGUGACCAAUGAGAUGAACGUCAAGCGUCUGCUGCACAUCAAGGGCCGCAGGGUCAUCAGAGCCACGGAGGUGGACAUGUCCUGGUCCAGCUUCAACAAUGGGGACUGCUUUAUCAUCGACCUGGGAAAGGACAUCUUCCAGUGGUGUGGCAGUGAGUGCAACCGCUUCGAGCGACUGAAGGCGUCCGAGGUAGCCAUCGAUGUCCGUGACAACGAGAGGAAUGGCCGUGCCAAGCUGCAAAUUGUUGAGGAGGGAGGAGAGCCAGAGGCUAUCAUCAACGCUCUAGGGCCCAAACCAAACAUCCCUGCAGGAAGCCCUGAUGACGAGACUGUUGAAAGAGCCAACAAGAAGGGAGCUCUCUACAUGAUCUCUGACGCGGCAGGCUCCAUGAAGGUGUCAGUGGUGGCCCAGACCAGCCCCUUCAAACAAGAGAUGCUCUCCCCCAGCGAGUGUUACAUUCUGGACAACGGAUCGGACUGCAAGAUCUUUGUCUGGAAAGGACCUAGUGCCUCCACAGAUGAGCGCAAGGCUGCCAUGAAUGCUGCAGAACAGUUCAUCAAGGAGAAGAAUUACCCCAAGCACACCCAGAUCCAGGUGUUGCCGUGCGGAGGAGAGACUACCCUGUUUAAGCAGUUCUUCUGUAACUGGAAGGACAAGGACCAGACCACGGGCCCAGGCCAGGCCUACAGUGUGGGACGUAUUGCCAGGGUGGAGCAGGUCCCCUUCGACUCCUCCUCCCUACACACCAACAAGACCAUGGUUGCCCAACACGGCAUGGUGGAUGACGGAUCUGGGAAGGUUCAGGUGUGGCGUGUGGAGGAUGGUGCCCAGGUGCCAGUGGACCCCUCCAGCUACGGCCAGUUCUAUGGAGGUGACUGCUACCUGGUCCUGUACAGCUACCGCCUAGGAGGCAGGGAGCAGCAUAUCAUCUACACCUGGCAGGGGCGGAAGUGUACUCAGGAUGAGCUGGCUGCUUCCGCCUUCCUGACGGUCAAGCUGGACGACUCCAUGGGAGGCUCACCUGUCCAGGUGCGUGUGACUCAGGGCCAGGAGCCGGCCCACCUGAUGAGUCUGUUCAAGGGGAAGCCCAUGGUGAUCCACCUGGGUGGAACGUCCCGUAAGGGGGGCCAGAGCAAGGUGGGCUCCACACGCCUCUUCCACAUCCGCCAGAGCUCCACCAAGGCUACACGGGCUGUAGAGGUGGAGCCCUCUGCUACAUUCCUGAACACCAAUGAUGUGUUUGUGCUGAAAUCCCCUGACACUGUGUUCCUGUGGAGGGGAGUGGGGGCCACUGAGGCGGAGAUGGCUGCGGCACAGUAUGUCACCUCUUUCCUGGGAGGAGGGAAAGCCACUGUGGUGUCAGAGGGCAAGGAGCCUGCUGGGUUCUGGUCUGCUCUGGGAGGGAAGAAGGAGUACCAGACCUCCAGCGGUCUGCAGAAGAUGGUGAAGCCACCGCGCCUGUUUGGCUGCUCUAACAAGACUGGCAGACUCAUAGCUGAGGAGGUGCCUGGAGAUUUCACCCAGUCAGACUUGGCAACCGAUGAUGUCAUGCUUCUGGACACUUGGGAUCAGGUCUUCCUCUGGAUAGGCAACGAGGCCAACGAAGUGGAGAGCACCGGAUCAGCAAAAAUUGCCAAAGACUACUUGGAUUCGGACCCCUCUGGUCGCCGGGGCAUUGCCAUCACCACGAUCAAGCAGGGAAUGGAACCGGCAACCUUCACCGGCUGGUUCCAGGCAUGGGACCCCAAGAUGUGGGAAACAGACCCUCUGGAGCGUAUCCGUGCCCGUUUUUAAAAUGUACUGUCACUAGGACAACCACUUCCCCCUUCUCCCUCCCGUUCUUUACCCUCGCAUGGAUUCAUCUCCAUUAUAUUGGACCAGUUUACAGUUUACUGCUUGGAUUAGCUCUGUUGCGGAUAUGUUUGUGUUCUAGCCUACUCCAUUGCUGUGAUUGUCAAGCCAAAUGUUUGAUAUAACAAUGAGUGACAAGGAGUAUUGUCUUUAUUUUACUAUUUUCAUGUAUAACUGUGUGGAUUCUCAAAUAUGUUAGUUACACGUGUAAAUGUGGCCUUCAAGGGGCAAUCAGAAGUUGCGACAUACAUUUUUGGACUUAGAGAUUAAUUAUGUGUACCCAUUGAUUCUUGAAGAAUAUAUGUUAUAAAUACCUCAUUAGCUUAGUUCAACUGACGUACCCCAUUAGAACCCCAAUAUAAGCUUAUUUUUACUCCAAUGUUUGUAAACAAUAUAGCCUCAAAACAUUGGUUAAAACUAUAAUUUUGAUAUAAUGGAUGGUCAAUCCUUGCGUCCAUAGCUCUGUCUAUGAAUUUGAGAGUGAUUGCAUUUUUCCAGCCCCAUCUCUCAGCUUUUUGUUACUUCUUUUUCAAUUUUUUACUUUUCAAUUUUUUAUUUAACACUUAUUAAAAAAAUGUUCUUCACUUCUUAAAGCAUUGUAGGUGAAGGGUUUGUAAGUAAGCAUUUUAGCGCAUAUGACAGAUAAAAUUUAAUUUACCAAACCAGGGCUGAGGAGACCGCUUUGUUAUGGUUUCUUCUGCUGAUUUCCACUUUAACAAUGAUGGGCAUUUAAAAAAUACACUUUUGCUAUUGUAAAAUUUGCCUAACAAAGUCUAUUUCAUGCUUGUAUACUGUAGUAAAUUAACUUUUGUUAGUAAUAAAACAUCCUGUUUUUUGAAA